AUGAGCGACGACGAACCCCAGCUCGUGCGACCGAUUCCCCGUCGACCAUUCAACCUAAAUCUCACGAGUGCGACACCCCCCGACGAUGACCUUGCUGAUGACGAUGAGCCUUCUCAGGCUAGCUUUGGUUCCUGCCUUGAUUUUUCAAGCCCAAGAUUCUUGCACCCAAGCUUUGACCGGUCCGACUCUACAGCAUCACUCAGCCGCCCGCAGUCCUUCAUGAAUUUGACUUCGUCGACCUUGAUGGGAAUAUAUUCCGAGGCAGCGUCCAGCAGUAGAGAUCGCUUCUUCAAUGGCUACGACGAACCAGAUACGCCUUGGGGAACUGGUGCACGCACUCCUAUCAGACGUCCCAGCAUCAACGAAGCGACUUACGAGCUGAUGCGCGAUCGCUCCCACGUUCCCAGGCGAAUAUCUUCUUUUGGGCCCUAUGCGCGGGUUGAGCAGGCCGUAUCCCAUUCCGCUCUUGGCUCCGUUACGUCCCUCACACUCCGUGGCACUUUGUUGUUCUUACUCGGCUUAGGCUACGGCGCCCUCGUCACGCGUCUUCACAACGAGCAGAACCAAUUGCCCCAGAUGCCUGACGACAGCAUUUUAAAACCCGGGAAUAACUGGAAAUACCUCGCCUUUUGGGGUGUAGCUGGCAUUGGGUUGGGCUCAUUACUACCAUGGUUCGACAAGCUGUGGGAGGACACCUUUGGCAACGAAGAGGACGACAAUGUUGCUGACAAGGGAGCUAGCCCGGGGACGGACUGGGCUUUGGUAAUGCGAGCUAUUGGCGCAUUUGUUGGCAUCAUUUUUGCCAUUGUGAGUCCAAAAUCCAACAUUGGCGUCUCGAUACCAAAAUGCGCAACUGACAAAUCCUUCCAGCGCAAGCUAGCAUGGGUAUCUACCCUUCAAGUGUCAGCGACAUUGGCAUUGGUUAACCCCCUGUUAUGGUGGCUCAUAGAUCGCAGCAAGCCUGGGUUCGUGCUGUCUGCUGCAGUUGGCUUGACCGGUUCGAUUCUCCUUCUCGGCGUUGACCCUGAGAUAAUGCCUGCGCCAUCGGGACUGCCUACUCGUAAUUCUUCAAAUGCCUUUCAUAGCGAUCCUCUUGCAUUAGGUGGCUUAGCCACGCAAGAAACGGUUGAAACGGGGGUGUGGAUGCUCAGCGUGCUGUUUUGCAGCUGCCUCUGCUUUGGCAAUAUUGGUCGCAGACUGACGUGGAACAGAUCGACCGGAAGAUGGGGCGGAGUCCGAUAG
This is a messenger RNA of Metarhizium acridum CQMa 102, 1242 nucleotides long. RefSeq lists its product as uncharacterized. Gene Ontology annotation, biological process: sterol biosynthetic process. Gene Ontology annotation, cellular component: endoplasmic reticulum. Lineage: Eukaryota; Fungi; Ascomycota; Sordariomycetes; Hypocreales; Clavicipitaceae. The record is from RefSeq and is a predicted model, not a curated record.